Molecule: messenger RNA, 629 nt
Organism: Pseudo-nitzschia multistriata
Lineage: Eukaryota; Bacillariophyta; Bacillariophyceae; Bacillariales; Bacillariaceae
Source: the annotation of a GenBank genome assembly
GGAUAUCAUCAUGAGCUACGACACAGGUAUGUUAUGAGCUUGAAAGUGCAACUCUCAGAUUCUACACUGUAAUGUUAUGGUUUUCAACGUUGAUAUACCACAUCUCAUCAUCUCUCUUUCUUAUUAUCUUUCAAUAUGAAUUAUUGAAUUUAUAGAACAAGAACUGGAAAAGAUAUCUGAAGUAUCUGCCGAUGCUCGAAUGGAAAGUUCGAGCAAUACUGAGACAACCAACUACGGUACUAGCAACUACGGAAACUACGGCACUUUGGACUCUGGUACCAGCAACGAUGGAAUUAUUGGUACAAAUUAUGGUAACGCAAAUUACGGAACUGCAAACUACGGAACGGCGAACUACGGAACGGAAAACUACGGAACAGCAAACUACGGAACGGCUAACUAUGGAACCCCUAAUUACGGAACCGCAAACUAUGGAAACUACGGCAAUGAUGGCUACGGGCAACAACGCGGACGGGUUCGACGUCGUCGAAGACAUUAAACCUCCAGUGUUUGACAAAACUGAAUUAGGAGUUUACAAACUCGGUUGAUGCUUGCGUGACGAGAACUGCCUCGCGCCAUCUGAGUAGAAAUACCAUGAGAAGCCUCCAAUGCAAUUAAUGCUUCAUAUAAAG